This is a messenger RNA of Dromiciops gliroides (monito del monte), 4606 nucleotides long. RefSeq names its product family with sequence similarity 102 member A (gene EEIG1). The record is from RefSeq and is a predicted model, not a curated record. Lineage: Eukaryota; Metazoa; Chordata; Mammalia; Microbiotheria; Microbiotheriidae. Bases 1231 to 2556 code for a protein of 441 amino acids. The transcript is spliced from 11 exons.
UUCUGCUACGCGGGAGGCCACGGGGCCGGCAUUCUGGAAGGGAAGCUGUCCGCCUCAUCGCUUCUCCCGCGGGUGCCGGCACUGCGUAGGGAGCGCAGCGAUUGCGGACGGCGGGGCGCUGCUGCGUGGGGGUGCCGCUGCUGCGUGGGGGCGCUGCUGCGUGGGACUCUGCUGCGUGGGGGCGCUGCUGCGCGGCGCUCGGCUGCUGGGCUAGCGCCUAGAGUUGCUUUGGUGCGAGCCCGCAGCUUGUCCCGGCCAAGGCCCGGGGGCAGGAGGGGUGGGCUGCUGGCGCGGGCCGUGGGGUGCGGUAAAGCUCCCCGGGUCCUUGCAUUCUCUCGUCUCACCCGGGGCCCAGAGUGGCCUGCGGUCCGGGAAGAAGACUGCUGAGGCUGGACCCAGCUGUCCAAGGAGGAGACGCAGCCUCCGCCCCCCCGGGAGGAGGAUUGGAACCUCGGUGCCGCCACAUCCCCUACCCCAAGGCAGCUGCAAACGACCCCCUUCCUCUUGCCGUCGGGGCUCCCUCCCCUGACGAUCUUGAAAUCCCAGAAAGAAGGGCGAGCGUUGUAGGUGCCGUCGCCGCGCGCGGCCGUGAGCCGGGCCUCGCUCUCUCCAUCCCAACAGGUUUGGGGGCGGGGGGCGGGGAGGAGGAGCUCAGAGCGGGCUGGACCCACAUUCUCCCGAUUUCUUCCUCCAUGGGGCUGCAGAAGCCCUCCUGGAGCCCCUUCCGACAGAUGAACUGAGCUCGGGGACGACUCUGGAAUUGGCAGGGCAUGGACUUGGGGACACUUGGUUAGACCCGAUGCCGCGAAGUGCGCCCCUCGGGGGACUACCUCAGAGUCUCUGACCUGGGAAGCCUUAGGAGUUUUGUUUCUUUCUUCUCCCCUUGGAGAUGCACAGAUUGUUCCCUCCCUGCUCCUCCUCCUCCUCCUGCGAAGCUUUUGGAGGCUGUGAGCUCGCAUCCAGGGCCAGCUCCACGAAAGUGAAGAGACCCAGGCAUUUGAACUUGAGACUUUGUGCUUAUUCAAACUGAGACUUCCCUACCCCCACUCUACUAUACUAAGCACCCAUUUCUCUGACUGUUUGCAUUUGACUGACGACUUUUGGGCCUAUUUGAUCUCCUCUCUCCUUUUUAAGAAAAAGGGGUGGGGAAGGAGCCUUUUUUUUUUUGGUUUUGUGUUUUGUUUUGUUUUAAAUCUACGGUACAGGGCUUAAGUCUCAGGGAAUUUGCCCAUGGCUUUCUUGAUGAAGAAGAAGAAAUUUAAAUUUCAAACUACUUUUACUCUCGAGGAGCUGACUGCUGUCCCCUUCGUGAAUGGCGUGCUGUUCUGCAAAAUCCGGCUGUUGGAUGGCGGAGAUUUCGCCAGCUUGUCGUCCAGGGAGGAAGUGCAAGAGAACUGUGUCCGAUGGAAGAAAAAGUUUACUUUUGUGUGUAAGAUGAGUGCCAAUCCAGCCACCGGCCUUCUGGAUCCCUGCAUCUGCAGAGUGUCUGUCCGAAAGGAGCUGAAAGGUGGGAAGGCCUACUCCAAGCUAGGAUUUGCCGACCUGAAUCUGGCUGAGUUUGCUGGCUCUGGUUCCACUGUUCGAUGUUGCUUGUUAGAAGGCUAUGAUACCAAGAAUACACGGCAGGACAACUCGAUCUUAAAGGUCACCAUUGGGAUGUCUUUGCUCUCUGGAGACCCCUGCUUUAAGACGCCACCUUCCACAGCCAAGUCCAUCAUCAUCCCCGGUCAGGACACGUCGCUGCAGCUGACCUGUAAGGGUGAGGGUACGUGCAGCAGUAGCAGUGUGGCCAGUGGGUCCGCUACCCUCACAGGGCCUCGGCAGGCCAAGGCGAGACCCACCAUCCUUGGAUCAGGGGUCCCUGAAGAGCCAGAUCAGAACUUGUCAAGUCCAGAGGAAGUGUUCCACUCUGGCCAUUCCCGGAACUCCAGCUAUGCCAGCCAGCAGUCCAAGAUCUCUGGCACUCAAGAAUCAGAUUCCGAGCUGGGACUGAGCCCUUCUACCCACUUCCUUAAGUUUGGGGCUUCCUGUUCUGUCUGCCCCCAGCCAAGGAGUCCCCACCCUAGCACGACCAUAGGGAGUGGUGGUCACCGCUGCUUCUCUGUCCCCUCCCCUGCCCUCCUCCCAGGUUACAGCACUGAACACUCCCGAUCCUCCAGCCUGUCAGACUUGACUCACCGUAGAAACACCUCCACCAGCAGUAGUGCCUCGGGGGGCCUCAGCAUGACCGUGGAGUGCCCUGACGGUGAGAGGGAGCACAAACCAGAAAAGCCCCCUCGGCCCCCCAGACCUCUGCAUUUAUCAGACCGAUCAUUCAGGAGGAAGAAGGAUUCAGUGGAAAGUCACCCAACGUGGGUAGAUGACACAAGAAUUGAUGCAGACGACAUUGUGGAGAAGAUCAUGCAGAGCCAAGACUUUACGGAUGUCAGCAACAAUGAGGACAGUAACCUGAGGUUGUUUGUGAGCAGGGACGGCACCACCACCUUGAGUGGUAUUCAGCUGGCAAACAGAGUCUCCUCUGGAGUUUUUGAGCCUGUAGUGAUUGAAAGCCAUUGACCGCCAUGACCCUCUGACCUGAGUCAUUCCAGAAGGGAGGGUCCCUUCUUUUCCUGGGGACCACUUCUCCAUCCAUCUCAAUUUCUGUCAAUGUUCUCAUCUAAUUUUUGCACUCCGGACCAGUCCUGAGGCCGGGCUGCCCCAAGCUGGCAUUGGGCCCCGCCCCCCUCAUCAUUAUCUCUCCUCCAUCCACCACUCUUUAUCUUCUCCCCAGAGCUGGACCUCAUUCCAUGGUGUUCUCAAGAGUAUUUCCCAGGACUCUGGAUGCAGUCUGAUUGUACCACUGUGAAUAUUCUCCAAACCACUAAAGAGCAGACAUCCAGACAGGAAGAAGAGCCCCAAGGCAGCCUGACCUUCUAGGGAACCCUGCUUGUACACUCCAGAGCACCCCAUAAACAGAUCCUUCCUCGUCAUAGGAAACUAUUGGCCCAAGUGCCAGUUUAGAAGGCAAAGGGAAUAGGUAGAGUCUGGUUAGGGAGCUAACUCCUGCAGGACUAUAGGCCCACUGCUGGGCAGGGUUGUGGCCUCUUGGAUUUUGGAUGUGGGCAGGCACGAUUCUCUAAAAGCAGGAGAAAAGGACUCUGUUUGGUGUGGCCUACCUCCUUGUCCUGCCCUGCAGCGCUGGUGCUUCUGACUUCUCUGGAGUUAGUGUGUGGAGGCAAGGAUCUUCCUGCCCCAUCUUCCUCCCCACCUGGAAGUUGUACAGACCAGCCACCCUGGUUCCAGCAGCACCUUGGAGGCGUCUCAGAUUCCUGCCACCACCAACUCUUCAGGGGAGGAGAGAUGGGCCUCUUGGAGAAACUGGAGCUGCCUCCAAGAGCUAGCUGGGAAACUUUGCUAUUCUCGGUCCGAGCUGAAGACUGGCUUCCCUCUUGAGCUCCCUGCCUCCUGCUCAUAAUCUUGCUCAUCUUUUUGAGAACUUUUGAGCCCUGAAUUCCUGCCUCUAGGAAUUCAAGGGCUCUUCGAUGGACUUGCUAGGUGGCCUUCGGUAGACCUGCCUUCCCCAUCCCUAGCUUGUCCUGUACCACAUCCUUUCAGCUUAUAAGCUAUUCCUUUCGCCUCCCUCUUCCCUUUUGAAUUUGCCUGCCUCUGUUUCUCACAGCGGCUCUCUGCACUUUGCACAUAUUUCCCUAGCAGAGCCUCGGGGGGUUGGCGGUUGGCCACCCCUCUCCCUACCCUAACAACGCACACAAAUCCUUCUGCCAGCCCCGCCCCCCCCCAAUUGCCUUGAACCUUUUUGAAAGCUAUGCUUCUGCCUGCUGGCCAGGUUAGUCAAGCAUCAUCACCAUCGCCUGCCCCCCCCCAAAUCCUCUCAUCUGUCCAGAGAUGGGGAGACCACCUAAGUAAGGUGGGAGAGCAGACUGCCCAGGUGGUAACUGCUACCCCUAAACUUCCCACCUACUUUGACUUUGUUUCAGCCCUCUUGGGUAAGGCCUGUGACAGGAUCACGUCCCCAGUUGGGGACUCUCUCCUUCUCUACCUUGGUGUACUCUCUGCUUGGGGCUGGGUCUUAGGCAGUUGACGCAACAGAGAAAUUAAGGGAAAAAAAAUAGUAAGUUGGACAGGGAAGGAGGGAGAAGUGUCUACAAACUCCAAGAGGCUGGAGGUGUUGGAGGAAGGAUAUUUGUCUCCUUCAGGAACAGGAGGAAAGAACUCGUCUCCUUUCAGCAGGGCCGGCCUAGGGGGGCCAUAGAGCCUUCACAGUUGGUGAUGGGGAAGGGGCAGAAUGAGAGGUGCUCACUCCAUCCGUUACAGCCUGGAGCUGUGUUCCCACAGGACAGAGCCCCUUCAUCAGCUCAUGCCUUUAGUGUCUGUGUGUCACCUCCUGCCACUGCCAAAGCUUCUGUUCUUAGCACUUUCUCUCCCCACGGCAAAGGCCCAGGCCACCAGAUACAGAGCCUGCGACCUCCUCACUCAAACCACUGGUUUAACUUUUUUUUUUUAAAUUUCAGUUGCCAAGUUGUAAUUUUUAAUAAACCCAGCAGGCUGGUGUUUGGUUUUGGGAGGGGUGGGAGGGUUGUUUUUUUUUUUAAGUUGAUAAUGGUUUGGG